AUGUCCAUGGCAAUCUACACGGUAUUGGCCGUCCUCUUGACGAUAGGUUUUGGAUGGUGGUGGUCAUGGUUGAAACCGUCUCCGUCUGCGUCUCCGUCUCCGACUCCGACUGGCAACCAACCUCCACCGAAGGGAGGAUGGACAUUCCGCGUUCGUGGCGUGCCCCGCGACUGGGACCGAGUCAGGCUGGAGUCUUUCCUGGAGGAGCAAGACUGUGCUAGCCCGGCUGUCCGAUCCUUGACCAACGAGAUUCAUGGCCUCUCGCAGACUGCGACGGUCUCCUUUCGGAACAUCCCCCCCAGGCUGCAGACGGCCGCCCAGGCCAGGCGCCCCUUGCAUAUCCCUCUUCUUGCGCGUUCCAAUCAGUCCACUAGACUGCCGAGCAUCACGCUUGAUAAUGGGUUUCUCGGUAUCACCACUCUCUAUGCUCCUCCCCUGCAGGACCACAAAACUGAUGUUAUCGCAAUCUCCGGCCUUGGUGGGCACGCAUUCGGUUCGUUCAAAGAAAGGGACGGAGAGCACAUGUGGCUACGAGACGCACUUCCGCAUCAUGUCACGGGGGAAGACAACAGACCCCUUGCACGCGUUAUGGUGUAUGGCUACGACUCGGGUCUCCCGCAGAGCGAGAGCUUCCAGAACCUAGAAGACCUUGGGACGGCUCUACAUACUCACCUUCGGAGGCUGGCGGUUAACAGCGCAUUUCGGCCGAUCGUAUUUAUCGCCCAUAGCCUAGGCGGAUUGAUCGUCAAGCAGACUCUCACAUCCAUCUCCAGGUCGGAGAACGAAGAGGACCAGAAACUAAUACGAGCGGUGUACGGAAUCGCCUUUUUUGGCGUCCCACAUGACGGUGUGGACAUCGGUUCACUCAUCCCCAUGGUCCGGGAUGGACCGAACCGACUUCUGCUGGAAUCCAUUGGGUCCCUUAAUUCGCAAGUCCUCAGUAUCCAGCAGCGCGAAUUCCCAGAGGCACUGGGAGGCAAAGGCGAGUCCGAGAUUGUUUGUUUCUACGAAACCCUCAAAUCGCCGACAGCCACGCAAGAUGAAAAGGGCAGGUGGACAAUGACAGGUCCAAUCGCAGCCCUGGUGACUAAAUCGUCCGCUACGCAUUGCCGACCAUGGGAGAGUGGACCGCAGCAUAUCUGCGCCAUCAACCGUACGCACUCAGAAAUGGUCAAGUUUGGGCCGCAAGAUGAAGAGUACGACAAGGCCGUCCAACGAAUUGAAGGCCUCAUUCGACGGGCGCGUUCAAGGGCGACCCCAUUACAGCCGAAACUGUCACAGCAGAUGCAGAGUCGCGCAAACGACAUUGACCCCGCCAUCAAGGGAACAUGCGAAUGGCUGCUUCGACAUCAGACAUAUACAAGCUGGAAGGCUUCCAAUAGCCUGCUCUGGAUCAAGGGGAAACCAGGCUCUGGGAAGUCGACAUUGCUCAAAUACGCUCUUCAUAAUCAAGGAGUUGCGCCUAGCGCCAGAAGCAGUGAUCUUGUCCUAUCAUUCUUCUUCCACGGCCGCGGUGAUGAGCUUCAAAAGACGCCUUUGGGCUUCUACCGAUCUCUCCUUCAUCAACUCCUAAAGAAGACCCCUGAGGCAUUGUCAGUCUUUGUCAACACCUUUCAACAAAGGUGCAAGGAGAGAGGUCAUCAUCCUGAAAAGUGGCAGUGGCAUCAAGAAGAACUUCGGGGCUACUUUGAGUUGUCCCUUCCAAAGGUGCUUGAGACCCGCUCAAUUUGGCUAUUCGUCGACGCCUUAGACGAGUGCGGCAGGGAUAGUGCAGUCGAACUCUUCCAGUGGCUUAAAUCACUGCUUCCGACUUAUUCACCUACCGCUUCGCAGUUUCGCAUCUGCGUUACUUGUCGCCACUAUCCGAUUAUACACCAGACUGUUGACUUCGAAAUAUGCCUGGAACAUGAAAAUGAACAGGAUAUUUCCACUUACGUGCAAGAGCAGCUUUCUAGCUCCCGUGAGCUGGCUGAAUCUUCGAUUCCGGCUUUCAUUGAGGACUCUGCUUCCGGCGUUUUCAUGUGGGCCCGUCUUGUUGCAAAGCAAGUCUUGGACCUUGACAAUGAUGGAGUAGCACUGGAAGAGAUCAAGCGACAGAUCAGUGUUAACCCUUCAGAACUGGAUAAGCUAUACCGCAACCUUGUCCAAGGCAUGCGUGAGAAGCAAGCUUCGCUAAGAUUAAUCCAAUGGAUUUGCUUUGCCACGCGGCCAUUGACUUUGGACGAAUUGCGAUGGGCCAUGGCUGUUGAGCCAAAUUCUUCACAUCGGAUGAAAAGACGAGUUCAGAGUCUCAGCUGUGUUGUCCAGUUCAUCCACCAGUCCGUCAAUGACUUCUUCAUCGAGGAGGGCGUGUUAGCUCUAGACGACAGCUCAACGUCGGCUGAUGCAGCAAUUGGAAUGGCGCACUUUCAGCUGUCCAGGAUCUGCAUACGCUACUUAGCGAUGGAGGAGAUCAGUCAGUCAACAGGCUACAAGCGUGACGAAGUCGGAAUCGCGUUUCCAUUAUUGCAUUAUGCUACGACUUCAUGGGUAACACACACAAGGCAAAGCGAUGACAGAGGUGUCUCUCAAGGAGAUCUUCUGGAAUUGUUUGAUUGGCCAUCAAAUGUCCUUGUGGACCUAUGGACGCAUGACUGUCCACUAGAAAGGACUAGUCUUGUACAUGUUGCGGCAAGGGAUAAGCAAGCUAUUAUAGAUAUCGACGUCGAUUUGAAGGAUCAGGACGGCCAGACGCCGCUGUCGUGGGCUGCCAGGAACGGGCACGAGGCUGUAGUCAAGCAGCUGCUUGAUACAGGCCAGGUCGACAUCGAUUCGAAGGAUUCAGACGGCCAGACGCCGCUGUCGUGGGCUGCCAGGAACGGGCACGAGGCUGUAGUCAAGCAGCUGCUUGAUACAGGCCAGGUCGACAUCGAUUCGAAGGAUUCCUAUGGCCAGACGCCGCUGUCGUGGGCUGCCGAGAACGGGCACGAGGCUGUAGUCAAGCAGCUGCUUGAUACAGGCCAGGUCGACAUCGAUUUGAAGGAUUCCUAUGGCCGGACGCCGCUGUCGUGGGCUGCCGAGAAUGGGCACGAGGCUGUAGUCAAGCAGCUGCUUGAUACAGGCCAGGUCGACGUCGAUUUGAAGGAUCGGGACGGCCAGACGCCGCUGUGGUGGGCUGCCAGGAACGGGCACGAGGCUGUAGUCAAGCAGCUGCUUGAUACAGGCCAGGUCGACGUCGAUUCGAAGGAUUCCUAUGGCCAGACGCCGCUGUGGUGGGCUGCCAGGAACGGGCACGAGGCUGUUGUGAAGCUCCUCGAGUUGGGCCUGGGGGACGGCGCAACUAUAUAG
Messenger RNA from Phialemonium atrogriseum, 3327 nucleotides. RefSeq lists its product as uncharacterized. The transcript has 11 exons. The record is from RefSeq and is a predicted model, not a curated record. Bases 1 to 3327 code for a protein of 1108 amino acids. NCBI's taxonomy places the organism in Eukaryota, Fungi, Ascomycota, Sordariomycetes, Cephalothecales, Cephalothecaceae. Gene Ontology annotation, molecular function: protein binding.